This is a messenger RNA of Teleopsis dalmanni, 1601 nucleotides long. RefSeq names its product alkaline phosphatase 4-like. Gene Ontology annotation, molecular function: alkaline phosphatase activity. The record is from RefSeq and is a predicted model, not a curated record. NCBI's taxonomy places the organism in Eukaryota, Metazoa, Arthropoda, Insecta, Diptera, Diopsidae. Gene Ontology annotation, biological process: dephosphorylation. The coding region runs from base 125 to 1582 and encodes 485 amino acids. The transcript has 3 exons.
UGCCAACUAUUGGCGCAAAGUUGGAUUGACGCAACUUAGAAAAGUGAUUGGCAUUGCCAAGAAGGCGAAGGAGACUGCUUAUACACGGAAAGCUAAAAAUGUUAUAAUUUUCGUGGGUGAUGGCAUGGGUUUGACAACCAUUACAGCGGGUCGCAUUUUCAAAGGUCAACACUUAAAACAAGGUUAUGGUGAGGAGACAAUGUUAUCCUUUGAUGAUUUCCCCUAUACUGGAUUAGCCAAGACUUACAAUGUCGAUAAACAAGUUCCCGAUUCAGCCGGUACAGCGACCGCAAUGUUUUGUGGUGUUAAAACAGAUUACGGUGCCAUUGGUAUGGACGCUACACGCGAUCCCUUAAAUAACGCAACUGGCAAACUCACCUCAAUUCUGGAUUGGGCGCAAGCAGCUGGUAAACGUACUGGUCUAGUCACAAAUACACGCAUAACACACGCGACUCCAGCAUCAGCCUAUGCGCGCAGUUAUCAUCGCGACUGGGAGUGUGAUACAAAAGUGCCGUCACCUUCACUUGGCAAAUAUGUAGACAUAGCACGGCAAUUAGUUGAGAAUGCGCCCGGUAAUAAGUUGAAUGUUAUAUUGGGAGGUGGUCUGUCACCUAUGGGUGCUUCUAAUAAAACCGAAACUGGCAGAGUUAAGUUUGAAGGUCCUUCAGAAGAUGUGUGUCAGCGUGGCGAUAAUCGUAACUUAGCACGUGAAUGGUUGCAAAUGGAAGGCACAAAUAGAACGAGAUUCUUUGUGCAGACUAGGGAACAAUUGGAAAAACUUGAUUUAAAAAAAACUGAACAUCUAUUAGGGUUGUUUAGAAAUAAUCAUAUCACCUAUAAAAUUGCAAAAGAAGAAGAAGAACCUACGCUAAAAGAAAUGACCGAAGCUGCUCUUAAUGUUUUGGAACGAGGACAUAAAUCCAAUGGUUACUUGCUUAUUGUUGAAGGUGGACGUAUCGAUCAGGCUCAUCAUCAGAAUUAUGCGCGUGCCGCUAUGUACGAAGUAGUCGAAUUCGACGCAGCAGUUGAGGCAGCAUUAAAAUUAACCAAUGAAGAGGAAACGCUUAUAAUCGUCACUGCUGAUCACUCACAUUCUGUUACCUUAAAUGGAUAUCCAAAACGUGGUGCCGACGUUUUGGGUUUUGCAAAUAAAGCUAAAGAUCCUUUGGUAUAUGAGACAAUUUCAUAUGCCAAUGGUCCAGGUUAUUGGGAUCAUUUGGCAAACGAGACACGCAAUGUGAAUGAAAGCAACAUUUGGAUACGUUUAGAAACGUUAACACAAGCAGAACGUAUGUCACCCACUUAUAGGCACAUGGCAACAAUACCAGUUAAGGAUGAAUCGCAUGGUGGUGAAGAUGUCGUUGUUUUUGCCAAUGGGCCUGGUUCAAGUUUAGUACGCGGUGUUUUCGAACAAAACUACUUGGCUUAUAUUAUGAGUUAUGCGGGAUGUUUUGGCCCAGCGAAGGACUUUGAUCACACUUGUAUACAUAAGCAAGCAUAUAGGAGUGCUAGUAGCAGAUUACAAGGAUUUCAAUUUUCAAUUUUGCUGUUACUGUCUAUCUUUAGUUUAUUUCGUUUUUAAUUAGUUUAAGUUUUUGUGU